CCAAUGUGAACCGAGGACACACAUGACAGAUUGUUCGCUUCUCUCUCUCUCUCCAUUCCCCCCUUUAAGGCUUUAAAUGCCAUCUCUUAGGCCUUAGCCCACUCCCGAAUCCCCAUCAUCUCUCUCUCAACAAUAAAGAAGAAUUCAUCAUUUCAUCUCAGAUGGCUAACUCUUCUAUUGACUCCAAAACUCUCUCCAGCAACGAUCAGAGCGACUCUCUUAAUUGUGGAGAACUCAUUAAUGGCUAUCUCAGCCCUCUCCAGAAACACGCUGCUUUCUUCGACAGAAAUCAAGAUGGCCUCGUUUAUCCAUGGGAGACCUUCCAAGGAUUUCGUGCCAUCGGCAGUGGCAUCCCCUUGUCCACCAUCGCUGCUAUCUUCAUCAAUUGCUUUCUCAGUUCCCAAACUCGCCCGGGAAAGCUUCCAUCUCUUCUGUUCCCUAUUGAAAUAAAGAACAUAAAGAGAGCCAAGCAUGGGAGUGAUACUGGUGUUUACGAUACCGAAGGAAGGUUUGUGCCAGAAAAGUUUGAAGAGAUUUUUAGCAAGCAUGCCCAUGUCAAUCCAAACGCUUUAACAUCGAAGGAAGUGUCAGAAAUGCUGAAGGCCAACCGGGUUUCUCAAGACUUCAGAGGAUGGAUUGGAGCCUGGACAGAGUGGAAGGUAUUGUACUACUUGUGUAAAGAUAAAGAUGGCUUCUUGCAUAAAGAUACCAUUAGAGGUGUUUAUGAUGGAACCCUAUUUGAACAAAUGGAGGAGGAGCAUAGAUCAUCUAGGAAAACAAAGUGAAGGCCAUAAAAAGAGUUAUAAUAAUUACCAUGUCUUUUAAUUUAUCUUGAACUAUCUUUGACUUUGCUUAUUUUAUAUAUAUAUAUGUGUGUGUGCGUGUAUGUAUUAGAAUAACAGAUAUACAUAAUGGAAGUGUUAUAGUGUAACCCGUCAUGUAUAAAAAAGAGGCAAAUUAGUAGAAUUGCCCAUUUAUCAUCAUCCUCCAUGCCUUUUUCUAAUUAUAUGGGGUCAACUAUAUGAAUAUUGUUUUGUCAUUCCAUUAUACUUAAUGUCAUAUCCAUUGUCAUUGUAAAGCAAGAACAGGCCAGGUUUGUCCUUAUGAGGAUACUGUGCAAGGUUCAAAUGGCACGGUGAAGCCUAUUCA
This is a messenger RNA of Nelumbo nucifera (sacred lotus), 1149 nucleotides long. Its product is annotated as putative peroxygenase 4. Gene Ontology annotation, molecular function: monooxygenase activity; calcium ion binding. NCBI's taxonomy places the organism in Eukaryota, Viridiplantae, Streptophyta, Magnoliopsida, Proteales, Nelumbonaceae. The record is from RefSeq and is a predicted model, not a curated record.